Messenger RNA from Colletotrichum siamense, 1596 nucleotides. RefSeq lists its product as uncharacterized. Bases 1 to 1596 code for a protein of 531 amino acids. The record is from RefSeq and is a predicted model, not a curated record. Lineage: Eukaryota; Fungi; Ascomycota; Sordariomycetes; Glomerellales; Glomerellaceae. The transcript has 3 exons.
AUGCGCGUAUCAGUACUUCUCUCCCUUGGGGCGCUUCUCACCAGCACAAUCGCCAUCACCAGCACGACCAUCCUCACGCCAGUGGAACAAUCACCGUACUACUAUCUGGGAUGCUAUCCUUACACUGCCGAAACCGCCAUCGGGGCAUACGACAUACCGAACAUCGCCACGGGCUACAAUAAUGGCAACCCAGUCGACUGCCAAAUCGGCUGUGAUCAGCAAUUUCAUGCGCCUUACGUCUUCAUGUACGGCACAUACUGCUACUGCCAGGUCCGCGAGUUCGAGUUCGACAUCCACCAGCCGGGUGGCGCUCCGGUCGACAAUUCCCUUUGCACCACGCCGUGCUUCGUGGACCCCAACGCCCCGUGUGGCACAUUGUCCAAUACGGAUGCUGGGAGGUAUGUCACGGUGUACGGGAAGUACGGCCCCAGAGCGUCCUUCAGCCCACGCGUGUCUCCGACUAGCAGCACACGGUCUACAGCCGUCACAUCGUCGAGUAUCCGCACGAUUGCCUCAACGUCGACAUCAUCAACGCCUCAAAGCAGGUCUCUCACCCCCUUGCCGCGGCCGCCAUACUCGUAUCUAGGAUGCUACUCCUUCGUGAGCGUCCAGUCGGGUGCAAUUUGGCAAUUCCAAGGCACUGCAGUCGGUGAUCCGGUAGCGUGCCAGGCUGCGUGCGAUGCUGCCGGGUCGCCGUUCCUGAUGAUGCUAUUUGACUCGUGUUAUUGCCAGCCUGCGAGUGCUGGCAUCAACGCACCACCAGGUCUUCCUGCAGCUGAUUCAGAGUGCAGCAUUGCCUGCCGCAAUAGCCCUGGCUCUCCCUGCGGUGGCUCAGCCUCGGGGCUGUUCUACACCGUGUACGGUGGUAGACAGCCAGGUGUCUCGUCGUCAAAUACAUUGCCCCUCACGGCAUCGCGACUCACCUCUACCAGAACUUCAAUGUCAUCUGCGUCGCCUUCGGCAUCUUUGUUCCCAGACCCUUUGCCUCCAUACAACUACGUCGGAUGCUAUUACAUGCUAAGUAUUUGUAACACGGACGUGUUCACGUUGCAAAGCGACAUCCUCGGCAACCCAGCUGCGUGUCAAGCAAGAUGCUUGGAUCGUUUGCGAUCUCACUUUGUCACUUUGGUGGGAACAAACCUCGAUCUCUUCUACGAGCCCAAACAGCAUGAUUCUGGCUUCAAGGUCCUCAACGUCUACAUCCACCACAACAGUGAGGUCCUCAACGUCCUCAUCCACGAGAACAACCGCCAACACCUUACCGUCUUCUGCGAGCCCAUCACCCGCAGUCAUGUCUUCCAGUACCUCGACGUCUCCCUUAUUUGGUUCAUCGGUCACCAUAAGCCUAUCAUCCUCCGCAUCGUCUCCUAUACCCAGCUUCAGCACAACGGGUUCGUCGGCAUCGCUGUCACAGAUGUUUCCCGGUACAUCUGCCGGUUCUCAAAAUCCGAUAUUAUCCGGCACUACGUUGGUCCUGUCUUCAAGCGAUUCCACCUCGCGGGCAACCACUUUCCAGCUGACCAACUCUUCCUCGACUUCAAUGACGAUACCGAUGACGGGCAAUACUGCAGUAGCACAAAGCGCGUCGACAAGUGA